GUUAAUUGUUUGACUUGGAGUAUAAUUUAAGCAUUUCUAGCUCGUGUGGCUCAACUUGCUUAAAAGCUGUUCAUUUAUACACAAGACUCGUUACCCAGCAACAUGGAAAAUAAUGAGGACAGUGAAGUGCCUCAGCCUGACACAAGUAAGCCUACAAACAAACGAACAGACAGCGCUGAACAUGCAGAAGAGUUGAGUUCUGUAAGUCGUGAACAACCAGUAGCCGGUUGCAGCACCUUCGCCAUGGCAACUCCAAUUGGAAAUCGUAAACCAUUGAGGAGAAAACGUAAACCAUCUCGCUACCAAGAUGCAAUGUUUGAUAUUCCAUCAAAGCUAAUGAACAUUAACCGGGAAAUAUCAAGCGAGGUAUUUGAAGCCUGUCAGAAAAGUACUAAGACGCCUAAACCGAAGCCUGUGCGGGCAGAAAGACUGGACAAAAUAGAAGAAUGUAGUGGAACUAUGGAGUGCCCACCAAGGAUAUGCAUACCAGAAGAGGUUGGUGUAGGUUUUGAUGAAAACGGCCACUUUAAGUUCAAGGUAUGCAAGCAACAUACUAUACGGAGAAAGGGCAGUGGCCUGGCCUCGUACAGGUGUGAUGUGUGCGAAAUGGUGUUUCCUCGCUCCUUCAAGUCUUCGUCGCCAUUAUGAACGAAUUCAUAUUAAUCCUCGCUUCGUGAAAAACAAACGAAAGAAGGAUCUCGACAUAUUAAGCAAGAUAAUAGCACAGCAGAAAGCAUCCACUGGUGGUACAGGAAAGACGAAAUCUCAUGUCGAGUUAGGCAAAAGUAACAACAGCAAGAGUAAGAAAGUCGCAGGCAAACCUAGAGUCGAUGGAAACGAAAGCAGUAAUAAGACAAUUGCUUCCGACGGUCCCGAGGGGAACGAAAACGACCCUUCCUAUUAUCUCUAUGCUUGUAAAAUAUGCGUCAGACAGCAGUUGUUUUUUAAAGACAAAGCUGGCAUCACGGCGCAUCAUCAGGCAAAACACAGCAACGUGGUUCGCAAAAUGGUGAACGCGUUCAAAUGCGAAACGUGUGAAAGGACUUAUUCCACACGCCAUGAACUGCGCCGACAUAAACGAAGUCACUCAGGGGAGCGACCUUACGCUUGCAGAUUCUGUGCGAAACGUUUUCCAACAUCCACAAAUGCGAGAAGGCAUGAGCGAACGCAUACUGGUGACCGACCCCACGUUUGUAAAGUAUGUGAGAAGGGUUUCAUCCAGAAAAACGACAUGGUCAAACACCUUCGUUCAAUCCAUAAGAUGAAGGUGACGAAAACUAAAGCGGAAAGAGCCGAGAAGAAAAAAAAUAUAGCGAAAGAGAAAAUACCAAAAUUAGUUCAACAACCGAACAAGAACGAGGACAAAAGCAACCGUUUUGAAGAAAACAUCGACUUUGCUGCUUAUCUUAAUCUUGAUCGCUUCGAAAAGGGAUCUUUAAUGGGUGGAAAGAGCACAGAGCAGAAGUUGUAUAAGCAAAGGAACGGGAACGAUCGGUGUACCGUUGAAGAAAGCGAUAAUCAAGAGCAUGUACAGAAACCUUCUUCAUCUGAUGCAGCAUCAGUUGUUGCCUCAGAAGACACAAAAGAAGAACCACUGCGACAGUUCAAAUGUUCGGAUUGUGUCAAGUCUUUCUCCAGCGAUGUAAACUUACGGCGCCACUACAGGCUUAAGCAUGUUCGAAAAAAAAUCGUACGAUCAACCGUACCAGUGAGCAUGGUAGUGAAAAAAUACAAAAUCCAAGACGAAUUGAAAGAGACGUUGGAUAAGGCAGCAGUUCAAACAAAUAAGCCUGCACCAGUUGUGGGAAUCGUAUUCAAAGAAACAAAUCUAGCAACUAACGAAGAACCUGCACAUGUAAUCACGGAAGAAAAAGAGAGUGAUCUAAAAGACGCUGUCCCAUCAACAGAAGCUGCAGUGGUGGAAACUGACACCAACAUUAAGCACACGGAGGAAAAUCCGCCAGCAGAACAGGCGGCCUUGUGUACACUUCCUAAGCCGAAACGUGUCAAGAGUGGAUCUAAAUUAAACAGCAUAUUGGAGCGUCUCUCUCACCGUCAAGAGCAACAAAAGUAAGUUGAUAUUGUAUGA
Molecule: messenger RNA, 2089 nt
Organism: Ciona intestinalis (vase tunicate)
Lineage: Eukaryota; Metazoa; Chordata; Ascidiacea; Phlebobranchia; Cionidae
Source: RefSeq, a predicted model, not a curated record